Mycena indigotica is the source of this 1479-nucleotide messenger RNA. RefSeq names its product BTB domain-containing protein. The record is from RefSeq and is a predicted model, not a curated record. Lineage: Eukaryota; Fungi; Basidiomycota; Agaricomycetes; Agaricales; Mycenaceae. Gene Ontology annotation, molecular function: protein binding. The transcript is spliced from 9 exons. Bases 1 to 1479 code for a protein of 492 amino acids.
AUGUCUGAGUCUGAGGCCCCGCCCAAUAAACGCCAGCGCACUGACGACGCGUCCGUGAUACGUUCUGACAUCUGGCACGCUGACGGUAGCGUUGUCCUCCAAGCGCGGCUCACGCAGUUCCGCGUCCACACCAGCGUUCUGUCGAUGCACUCCCCGAUUUUCAAGGACAUGUUCGAAAUCUCGCGCCCCGACAGUGAUGGGCCGAUGGUUGAUGGCUGUCCUGUUGUUGAGCUUGCUGACAACCCCAAAGACGUCGAAAAUAUAUUGCGGGCCUUCUACAAUCCAACUCUCCUGCUUCAACCACAACUUGAAUUCUCGCUGGUGGCGGCGCUCAUAAGACUGGGCCGCAAAUAUGUGAUGGAAGAAAUGUGGAAGGUCGGAGUGGAUAUACUCACAUCGGAAUUUCCCAAUACCCUAGCCGGUUUUGAUGUUAUCAUCAAGGCCCAGCCCCAGUCAAAGCGCAUAAAAUGGACGCGUGCGUCACGGCGCGAUUGUCUGCGGCUUGCCAAAGAAACCGACAUUCAAACUGUGUUACCUUGUCUAUAUUAUCUCAAUUUCUUGGCUUACAAGGAUUACUCCAAGAACGGAACAGCAAGACUCGACGAAACGUCUGCCUUAUCCUGCUUGACUGAGUUGCAAACCUUUAUCGUUGCGACGGAGCGGGCCCUGAGGAUGCAAUUCCAACCGGGCUAUACAUUGUCUGGGCUGCAUCAGAUGCCUGCAGGUUGCACGAACAUAGCCAUUUGCGCGCAAGAACGUCUUAGUAUACUGCCUGCGUUGGCACCCGGUGUGUGUUUACUUGCCAGUGCACCCUCGAUGUCGGGACUGGGGUCCUCGCCGUUUUGCGUUCCCUGUCAGGAGGACUUGAUUCGUCAGUGGGCGGUAGGGCGAGAGAAAGCUUGGGAGGACCUUCCAAGCAUCUUUGAUACCAAGUAUGAUGUAAACCAAAUCCACUUCAAUGACUGGACUGCUGAAUGCUUCAUAGGCUGGCUACUUGCCGCAAUUCAGACUUGCACUCACGCCCCGCCCGCAAAGCGCGCCCGCACCGACGACGCUAGCUCGCCUACGACAACAACACGCUCCAACAUCUGUUUCGUGUCCAUUAGGAGUAUUCCUCAACCCGACACUCCCCAGCCACUCGUCGAAGGCUGUCCUGUUGUUGAACUCCAUGACGACCCGCAAGAUGUUGAAACGAUUCUUCGUGUGAUCUACAACCCCGCUUUCUUUUUGCGGCGGGGUGUGUUGGGACACGUCGACCAGUGCUUGUUCAAAUUCGCUCAUAUGGCCUCGCUGGACCCUGGUUCCCUCCUGCAGGCUGAAAUUCCGACGACGCUGGAUGGAUCUGACGACCUCGGCCGCGCCCCGUAUGAACCGACAUUGAUGGAAGAUUAUCCUGGUCUGUACCUCGAUAUUCUCACUUUGUUGCAGGAACACCAUAUCUUGUGGCUUCUCCCCGCCGCAUACUAUCUCCGUCAUUGA